Messenger RNA from Haliotis rufescens (red abalone), 4997 nucleotides. RefSeq names its product FHF complex subunit HOOK interacting protein 1B-like. Lineage: Eukaryota; Metazoa; Mollusca; Gastropoda; Lepetellida; Haliotidae. The record is from RefSeq and is a predicted model, not a curated record. Bases 250 to 3516 code for a protein of 1088 amino acids. The transcript is spliced from 14 exons.
CUAGGGGAGGGUGUUCUCCUGCCAUGUACAGUGAACCUUGACAGUGUUUGAAUGUGGUUCGGUGGAUGAGUAUAUGUGCAUUGCAACACAUUUCAAAAGUGCUGUAAUUUGUGUGGGACCUUACACACGAAACAUUGUGCUUGUUUUUUCUGUCUUCAGCUGAUAAUAAAUGUCACAGCAAGGUGAUUGCAGGCUGAUUGCAGUAUGUGAUAGUGUAACGACAUAGUGUGAGGACGUUGUGUGAGGACAAUGAGCUGGUUCAAGAGGGGGAGUGUUCGGCAGGAGGGCCGAGUGGCUGGCUCCCCUGACCAUCUAUCCAAUCAGAACAGACGGGACACAGACCCUCAGACUUGUCUGGAGGUGUUCCGCAAUCACUGGCAACAGGCUCUGAAUGUCAUCGAGAGCAAGAAGGAUGGAAGCAAGGGAACUGUGGAUGACAUUGACACUGUAAUACAUAACUUUGAGCACAUGGUCACUUUGCUCGUCGGGGAAGAAGGAAUUGAUGGAAUGCCUGGACCAAUUUUACAUUUUCUUCUUGAAAAAGAAGUGUUUGAAAAAUUCUGUGCUUUGAGCAUGCCAACAAGAGAAGGGCUUGGAAAACUGAAAUAUGAUCAGCUGCGAAUGUUUGAACUCGCUAUCAACCAGUCCAAACAGCUCCUGCUGAUCCACAAGCCAGUUAUUCGACCACUGAUGAAGCUGCUCUCCUCCUGCACCGACCAGACCAUCCAGUCAGAGGAGAUCGAGUACCGCACUGUCCUCGUGCUGCACCAGAUCUGCGUCUGCAUCUCGCAGCAGACAGUCAUCCUUGAGAGCUUCUUCAACACCAACGCUGACCAUGGUCCAGCCCGAUUCCUCAUCUUCUCCCUGCUCAUCCCCUACAUCCACAGAGAGGGGCCGAUCGGCCAGAAUGCUCGUGAUGCUCUCCUCCUGCUGAUGGCCUUGUCAGCCAAGUAUCCCCACAUAGGCCAGUACACCGCAGACUCAGAUUUCUGUCCUGUGUUGGCCACAGGCCUGUCUGGACUGUACUCAUCACUGCCACGCAAGAUAUCGCCACCGAGUGAGGACUGGUACAUGGUGACUGAUGAAGACAUUGCCAGGAUGCCCGAUCUACAGAUGUUCCUCAACUCCCUGGAGUUCUGUAAUGCUGUCAUCCAGAUUGCCCAUCCAUUAGUGAAGAACCAGUUGAUCAAGUACAUCUAUGAUGGGUUCCUGGUACCAGUGCUGGGUCCAGCUCUCCAUCAGGAUAUCCCUGGCCUUCCAUUACCACUCCUAGAUACGGGAAUGUUUGCGAAUUCCCGAGAGGAAGUGAUGACAGCCACCGCCUACCUUGACCUAUUCCUACGACGUAUCACGGAGCCAGUUCUCAUCCGGGCUGUACUCAAGUUUAUACUGCUGGAGAAGAAUGAUGAGAUCGUCAUCCUUGAUUCACUGAUCACCAGAAUCAACUCCAGUUCACGGCUGUCUCUGGUGUCACUGUCGCUGUUCAAGACGUUGAUCAAUCUCAACUGUGAGGAUGUCAUGCUCCAGCUGGUCUUCAAAUACCUGAUUCCCUGUACCCACGUAAUGGUCAGUCAACGAAGGUCGGUGAAGGACCUUGACCUUUACAGUAAAAGUGCGGAGAAGUUCCUGUCUCUGCGUCCGUCCUGCUGCAUGUCGAGGAGCACGGAAAGCCCUAAAUCCUCCUCUCACAGUAACGAUAAGACACUUCCCUCGACCAGCUCUCUAAAUGAUAGAAACAGUAGAACUAGACGACCCUCGAGCAGUCCUAACCCAAUCGCAAGGCCCAACAAACCUUUUGGAGAUUUUUUCUCCCGAAAGAACUCCAAGACUAAACGAAGCAAUUCCCAGCUUGUACCGGCAACACAGGAAGCUGUUAGAAGAAGCCCACAAACACCCAUUACUCCUGAAACGAGAAUCGAGGACUUUGAAACAAGUUAUUUUGAAUAUUUGCAUGAUGCUCGUUAUCGAUUGACAAAAUGUGCCCGAGCAUGUCGGAACUGGUCUGCCCCUUAUAAUGGAGAGACACCGCCCCCGGAUUGUUUCCUUGACAAGAUAGCCAGUGAGAACAAAGCUGAUGGUGAUAAAAGUCAGUCAGAUUCGCGGGUAAAACCUGCAUCGGAUUUGGGAGGAGACAGGACAGGUGUUGAGGAGACGACAUCUCCCAGAGUCCAACUCUUCUCCCACGGCAAUAUGAACUCUAAGAACAGUGGAGUAGUAGCCGAUGUGAUUGUUAACGGCUGUAUGGACAACUCGACGGACAAGAUGGAGCCAGGAAGAGACAUGUCAUCUUUGUGCAAUAACUCAUCCCAUAGUGAGAUGGUGAAGUCGCCAAGUCUUUCAAAACUGUUUUCAUCGUUAGAUAGUUUAGAUUCUUUUAUUCGCUACCUGGAUGAAUUUGACCCAGCUGAUGAUUCAGCUUCUUCUAUAGAGGACAGUAUGCAGAGUUUAGAAUCGGUGCUAUCAAAUAUGUCCCAUUCUUUCAAUGCGACUUCAGUUGGGAAUGACACUAUUUUGUACUCCCAGGAGUCAAACAAGUCAGGGAGCAGCUUUCACAGUUCUGUCCGGUCCAACGUGGAUGUUCCGUGCAGCCUCAACCUCAGGGAUAUGUCGAGUUACGUGGAGAUCACAAUGUCCUCCCCGGACCGGUCCAACGCCCAGAAGGUUCUGCAGGAGCUGCCUCAACGAAGCUUCCUGACCCCUGACCUGACGCUGUCGCCGAGUCGAUGGACGGAAGUGGACAUGCCCUUCAGUAUGGCUGCCAGCCCCUCCCCCUCUGUCGCCUCCCGGGCCUUCACACCACGCUACUCCAGCAGUGCACCCAACAUAGGUCCCUUCCUGGCCGCGGUGUUCUCCAAGCUGGAGAGUAUGACCCAGAACUCUCUGUACAUGAACCUGCUGCUGACCGGCAUCGUGGCCCAGCUGGGAGCCUACCCCCAGCCCAUACUCCGGUCCUUCUUGCUAAACCACAACCUCGUCUUUCAACCCACAGUCAAGUCACUGGUGCAGGUGCUAUCCUCUGUGCGCCAGAGAGUGGACAACUAUGCCUUAACUAUCCCCAACUUUGAAAACCUAAUCAUCCUCGCUCGCAAGAAUCUUCUGUCCCGAGAAGAGAGUUACUUCAGUGCAGGGUUCCACCCUGUGCCGGCGAGUCUUGGGUCAUCUCCGGUCAAACCUGCUCGGGCAGCAACCAUCUCCGAGAUCCCAACGAAAGAAAAGCGAAGCCCUUCCCAAUCUCUCCGUGACCUGUUGUUUCGACGGAGCCCAGCCAGCAAGAAAGGCCUUAAUAUUGGGAACAAAGGGACACAACUCCAGCGGGUUCCGGGGGGAGUAGGCUAUCUGUUCAUCAAUCGAACCCAUGACGAGCCAUCCAACAGUGCAGAGGAGUCACUGAAGACAUGGAACGCUGUCUACUGCGCCAUCAUCCUAGAUGAGUUCACGAAGGAAUUAGCUGCCCUUGCUCAGGAGCAUGCAAUCCUCAGCAUGGACGAGGGAGGAUUAUUCAAGCUGGAGUCAUGACAGAGAGUGUGUAUCCAAGUGACAGUUGCCAUGACGACACCCUCAACCACUCCCUCCAGACAUGCACAGACAGCAUACUUCACAUAUCACCACCUCUGUCUAGGGGGCGCCACACAUGGGGCGACGUCUCUCAUACCAAUACACCCUCAGCCCCAGCAGGGAAAGUGUGGGGCUAGAACUGUCAGCAGAGCCUUGUGUCCAAGUGUCUCCAUCAUUUAUGAAGAUUACCUUCUGCCUGUAUAAACAUGCUGGCUUAUGUUAACCUUAUGUGAAUAGUCCAUUAGAGAAAGAAUAUUUACACCAACCUAGUGAUAGAUUUACACCAGGAACAAAAAAACAACUUUCAGUAAUCUUGGCUAAAAACAGUAAUCAAAUUUCUGAAAUUUGAAUUUUUUAUUGCUUUGAGGGUAAAUGUCUAGUGAGAUUUGUGAAGGCAUUGAUGGGAUUAUUUCACAAGGAACACUGUUGACAAUGCUUCUGAAUAAUUUAACCUGCCAUUUGCCGUUAUUGAAGUCAUCAGAAGUAGAGCACUCGGUGCUGACUCAUGAUUUUUUGAAUAGCUGCACGAUGUUGAUGUGUGGAAUGUCAGUAUUCACUUGUUAACUCUCGACACAGUGGAUGUUUCAAUGGUACAAACUUAGGAUUUGAACACCUUGUCUACAGUAUGGACUGAGGUCGGCUUGUCUCCUCUAGAGUUGAUUACCUGUAUCUCCCAAUCUUGGAGCAGGUCACACACAACACUUCAAUGUAAAUGAAAGACAUUUUGACAAUACAAAAUUUCUUUUUCAUCAUAUUUUCUGCACAGUGAACUGGUUCGUGAGUUGUCCAUUUUAAGGUUUUCAUAUGAUUUUUAGGUGUUUAUUUACGAGAGAUGAGAAUGCUUCUAUAUCCAGUUGAGCGUUGAAUAUUACAUAUAUCUAUUCAUAUAUUGCUGCAAUAUAGGUACAAUAUGUACUAUCAAAGAUUGUUUAUAGGAGCAUGGCACAAAUAUCACACAUGCUACAACUAUCUGAAAAAUAAUAUUAGUGAAAUGAUAUAUCUCUGUAAUUUUUCAAAUCAAGACUUCCUUCAUUUUAGUUCUUGUUUAUCUAGUUAGGCACUGAAACAUCUGUCAGACAAGUACCAAUCAGUGAUUUGAACAAAAACUGAGCUUUGUAUUGUAUAUUUCUGAAGCUGUACCUUUUGAAAUAAGAACCACAGACAAUGAUGCUUGAUAGCAGUGUCCUGAUUCUGAUAGCGAUGACUUUGUUUCUAACACUGGUUCCUGUACAUGUUGCUUUAUACAGCUCAUUCAGACAUCGUGAUGUGUGUGUGAGAUUGAGAUACAUCACAUAGUUACUAGCUUUUGCUUUAUUUUCACCCACAAUCUCAUUAAAAUCAGAUCUUAGUUCUCGCUACCGCUAAACAAAGAUCUGAGGACAUCCAAUUCAGGUCACGUCAGACCGACCUUGCGUGAACUUCGACCGACCAAUGGAAUGACC